AUGGACGGUAACGACAGUACCCGCUUGUUCCCAGAUUUAGGAGCGUCUCCUCUUCUUAGCCAGGAAAUCCGUGUCCGCUUUGUUAACAGAUGUUGUUUCCCUAUCGACGUUUUCUGGUUGAGCCAGGAAAGAGAACCGACAAAGUACGCAACAUUGAAGGAGAAGCAGUAUUUGGACGUGAGAACAUAUAAAAAUCACCCAUGGGUUGCAAGACGUGCAGUUGACGGCUGCAAACUUCAAAUGAACACAAACCCUAUUUACUGGCCGGAGCCAACUGCUCACGCAAAUCUGAUUGUUCGAUCAUAUUGCAAUAUAACAUUGAAAAUUCAAUCACUUCGUGAAAUCGCUUGCCAUACUCUACUUCAUGAAACACCCUCAGAAAUAAAAGAACAACUUCUCAAUCUUCCACGAGAACUUCAGGAUGAAGUGAACAAAGCUAUUGACACAAAGAAAGAAUAUUGUGAAGUCGUCUGUCGUUUUCCAACAGUGCGAGCUAAUCCGCCACGCGAAGAACCUGUAUAA
Caenorhabditis remanei is the source of this 522-nucleotide messenger RNA. RefSeq lists its product as uncharacterized. The record is from RefSeq and is a predicted model, not a curated record. Bases 1 to 522 code for a protein of 173 amino acids. The transcript has 3 exons. NCBI's taxonomy places the organism in Eukaryota, Metazoa, Nematoda, Chromadorea, Rhabditida, Rhabditidae.